Manis javanica (Malayan pangolin) is the source of this 3071-nucleotide messenger RNA. The record is from RefSeq and is a predicted model, not a curated record. Lineage: Eukaryota; Metazoa; Chordata; Mammalia; Pholidota; Manidae.
UCCCUUCGUGUUAUUUCUGUACUUGAAUCAGAAUUGGCACUCACCCAGGGUUUGAUGAGAUGCCAGGCGUUGUGCUAGGCCGUGGACUUGCCCUGGUAACUCUGAAGAUCGCGAGCUAACGAGGAAGACAUUUUGGGUUGAUUUUGUGUUUGUUUUGCGGGAUUUUGUGUAAUAUUUGUGGGGGGAAAAACUAACUGUUCUGUACAAACCAGAAUGCCUUGUAGCCACCGCAGUGAAACUGGAUUUUCGAGAGACUGGAGAAUUUAGAACUGACCGGUCACACUAAACCACAGAGCAACUUGUCAGAGCUGGAAGGGGACAGAGAUGAUCAGAGGCCUUUCAGAGGAAACACCUCUCUGCCCCCACCCCAGAUUGAUACAAAAGGGAAAAAUUGAUCUUUAAUUACCUACAGUGUGUGGGAUCAUUAGCCACUGUCUUUACCAACUGACUAUUCAGGUUUGUAGUGGAAACUGCCUGAAAUCUCUGGAAAAAAACAGGAGUCCCAGAGUUCACGUGUGGGGCAACAAGAUCCGCUGGCUUGACAUGCUUAAAGAAUUCGUGGUACAGUCACAACUCUUGAGAUACACGUCUAGCAAAACUGAGCAUUUCUUACUUAUCACCCCCAGAAUAAGGGUAGCAAAUAAGACUGGAGUAAGAAGAGACUGGAUUUUUUUUAUAUUUGAGAAAAUACUUUUCAGAUCUUUUCUUGAUAUUGCUGUUUAUUAACCAUAUUUAUCAACUAUCAGUAGUAUGAUUUCACAUACAUAGAACAUAGACCAGUGGUUUAAAAUCAGAGUUCAUAACUCAGGAAACUGCGUACUUUGAACUUCGGUUUUGCUGUACCCCUGAGAUUCUCAGACAUUGUUAAGGAGUGUUGCAAAAUAAUUGGUAGUUAAUAUUAGUAAAGCUAACUAGACAUAGAGAGGCAGGGGUUCAUAACAUGAAGGUCAUGGUGUGCUUUGGGCAAAGGACAGGAUCUCUCUAAUUGUGUGAUACAGUUAAGCACAUUUUCCUGGAGAGAAGUCUGCAACUUGAAUUAGAUUCUUAAAGGGAUCAGUGACUCCAAAAUACAGCAGAGUGAUAGCUACUUUCACGUGUUCAGGAGAAAAAGAAGUAAAUUUGGCUGUUCAAGAUGCAAAGGCUGCCUUUAAAAUAUGGAGUAAAAAAUCUGGCAUGGAGCGUGGUCGAAUCCUUUUGGAGGCUGCCAGGAUAAUAAGGGAGCGGAGGGAUGAACUCGCCGUCAUAGAGACCAUCAACAACGGCAAGUCCAUCUUUGAGGCCCGCUUGGACAUUGACUCCUCCUGGCAGUGCCUGGAGUACCACGCAGGCUUGGCUGGGUCCAUGGCUGGCGAACACAUCCAGCUCCCAGGCGGAUCCUUCGGUUAUACCAGAAGGGAGCCCCUUGGCGUCUGCGUGGGCAUAGGAGCAUGGAACUACCCCUUUCAGAUCGCCUGCUGGAAGUCCGCGCCGGCUUUGGCGUGUGGUAACGCCAUGGUCUUCAAGCCGUCUCCCUUCACGCCCGUGUCUGCUGUGCUGCUGGCGGAGAUCUACAUGGAGGCCGGCGUGCCGCCUGGGCUCUUCAACGUGGUGCAGGGGGGCGCUGCCACUGGCCAGGGCCUGUGUCAGCACCACGACGUGGCCAAAGUCUCCUUCACUGGCAGCGUGCCCACUGGCAGGAAGAUCAUGGAGAUGGCGGCCAAAGGAAUCAAGCCUGUCACCUUGGAGCUGGGAGGCAAAUCUCCGCUGGUCAUCUUCUCAGACUGCGACCUGGGGAACGCCGUGAAGGGGGCGCUGAUGGCCAACUUCCUCACACAGGGCGAGGUUUGUUGUAAUGGCACAAGGGUCUUUGUACAAAAGGAAAUUCUUGAUAAAUUCACAGAGGAAGUAGUGAAACAGACCCAAAGGAUAAAAAUUGGAGAUCCCCUUCUGGAAGAUACAAGGAUGGGUCCCCUCAUCAACCGGCCACACCUGGACCGAGUCCUCGGCUUUGUUAAGCUGGCAAAGGAGCAGGGCGCUAAAGUGUUAUGUGGUGGAGACCCGUAUGUGCCGGAAGACCCCAAAUUAAAGGAUGGAUAUUACAUGAGACCUUGUAUACUAACCGAUUGCAGAGAUGACAUGACCUGUGUGAAAGAAGAGAUCUUCGGACCAGUCAUGUCCAUUUUAUCAUUUGACACUGAAGCCGAGGUUCUGGAAAGAGCCAAUGAUACCACCUUUGGCCUGGCUGCUGGUGUCUUUACCAGGGACAUCCAGCGUGCUCACAGAGUGGUGGCUGAGCUCCAGGCAGGGAUGUGCUUCAUUAACAACUAUAAUGUCGGCCCGGUGGAGCUGCCCUUUGGUGGAUAUAAGAAGUCAGGGUUUGGCAGAGAGAAUGGCCGUGUGACAAUUGAAUAUUACUCACAACUGAAGACCGUAUACGUGGAGAUGGGGGAUGUGGAAUCUGUGUUUUAAAAACGUGCAGCGAAGCCAGUCAGCACGGCAGGCUGUGGAAUAAUGAGUCUGCUUUCUGCAUAGAGGCAGUUCAACUACAUACCAUUUAAUUCCAGAAUUUUGAUCAGUCAGGAUAAGAGAAGGGUUCAGUGUUAUUCUUCUUCUCUCAGUAAUUUUACUAAUUCAGGAUGUGCAUAAGUGCCUUUUACCUGCCAAUCAAGGAAGUUGUGUUUUCCUCAAAGCAAAUUUCUGUGAAAUCUUUACGAGCUAGUAACACACUCGAGAAGACAGAGGGGCCAGGCUUGUACUUCCUCCAGACUGGACCCAGGGCCGGUACUCCUUGUCUGGCUUACGGUAAACAGCUUGUUCCUGGUGGGACUUGUCAUUCCAUUGAAAAAGCUGACAGUUGGCUUAGAGAAGGGGAUUAGGUAACAGACAGGGACAGAUUCUGCUUGAAUGUCAACGUGCCAAACCAGGUACUGUUUCCCCUUGGUGCUGUGGUGAGGAAGCAAAGGACCCCAGCACCCCGUCUCCAGUCCUUGAAGUACAGCGAGCUCUUUAUGUGAGGAGAAUUACCUUUUAAAUGUACAAAUUGCAUGCUACUGUAGUGCACUGAAAUGAAAUAAAUCACACUCUUAAUCUUU